AUGGCCUCCGGCAUAAACAAGAUUCAUCAGCCCAGGACUUGCAAUGCACCUAAAGCCGCUCGCAGCAGCUCGUCGGAGGAAAGUAGUCAGGGGAUGCACAUGAAAAUGUGCAAGAAGAUUGCCCAGCUCACUAAGGUGAUAUAUGCCCUGAACACUAAAAACGAUGAACAUGAAGCUAGUAUACAGGCUCUGAGAGAGGCUCAUGAAGAAGAAAUUCAGCAUAUUCUUGCUGAGACAAGGGAAACAAUUCUCCAGUGCAAAAGCAAAGUUGAAGAAGAACAGUUGCUAAGAAAACAUAUUCAGGCACUUGAAAUUGCAGUAGAACAACACAAGAGACUAAAGGAAGAAGCCUUGGCAGAGUUAACAUUGUGCAAGAAGCAGGUGGAAGAGAGGGAGCCAAGAACAGAAAUGGAACAAGCACAGACAGUCCUUUCUAUGGACACGGGAGGAGGACAACCUUUAAUAAAUGAAAUGAAAAACCUGAAGAGUGAGAACCAGAGAGCAAGUGAAGAAAAUACUCAGAAAACAAGCAAACUGCAAGCCUCUUGUGAGAAAGGAAAAGAGACUUUGAAAAAGGCCGUGCAGCAAUCUAUGACAGAAACAAAGAAUUGCCAACAAAGAGAAACAGAGCAAAGUAAGAGCUCAGAGACUGAGGAAGGUUUUUUGCUGCAGCAGGUAAAGAAGCUGGAGGCAGACCUAGAGGAGAAAAACCUGAAGAUAAAUGAGAGGAAGAAGCAUUCCCAGAAGCUGAAGGAGAGAAUACAGAUUGAGGGAACACAACAAGAAAUUUUGGAAUCAAAAGGUAGAGUGGAACAACUGGAGGAAGAUCUAAGUGUAGUCAAAGAAAGAAAUCUACUCCAAGCGAAGGAAAUCCUGCAAAAAGCAGAGGACUUGCUUUGUAAAGGCAAGCAUCAGUCCCAUAAGGAAAAGAUUUGUCUGAAGGAAUAGCUGUCAAAAUGGCUGGAAGAUCUUGUAAUGAAGCAUGCUAAGGAAAUAAAGCCGGUCUAAAACAUCAUGGAAGCUGAAAGAAAAAAAUAUAGAAAAGCUAAGAUACAGAGGAGGCAGUCAAUUGGCAGAGUUGCAGUGGGAAUGCUGCAAACACCUGAUCUCCAGCAGACACAGCUAGAGGAAUUUAAAAGAAAAUCUGAGUGUGAACUAAAGCAGCUAGAGAAAGAGAAAGAAGUUCUAGCUGGGAAACUUCAAAACUCUUCACUUGAGGUGGGUCAGCUAAAGCAGAUAUUAGACCAGCAAGCAACUAAUUUUAAGGAGUCUCUGAAGAAACAUAAUCUACAGUCCAACAAGGAAAAAGAGAAGCUUUUGCAGGAUCUUCAAAACAUCAUUAAAGAAAACCAGAAUGUUAAACUGCAAUUGGAGGCAUCACAUCAGAAAGUCUUAAAAAUGUUGGAGAAAAGCAAAAAUCAGGAACUCAAGGAGGCGGAAGAACGUUUGAAAAAGGAAUUUAAUGAGACUUUCAAGAGCCAACAUCAGUCUCAUAGGCUGGAAAUACAAACCUUGGAAGAGAAGGCAAAGAAAGAAUUACAUGAUGAACUCGAGCAGAUACAGAAGCAGCAAACUGUGUUGCUAGGAUCUCUAAGGGUGGAGCUCUCUGAGCAAAAGACAUUGUGCACUAACCUCAGGAAACAAAUAGAAGAACUCCAAAUGGAACUGAGGAGUGUGAGGACACUGAAGAAACAACAGGAAGGAAGUAGCCAGAGCCAGAUCAGAUCUCUCCAUGAGGAACUGGAAAAAUGUCAGAGGGAAAUUUCUGAACUCAAGAAAGAGAAUUUACUUUUGAAGGACACAAUGGAGCUACUCAGUGCUGAGUUGAAGUCGCAGAAGCAAGAAGCUGCACAGCUUCAGGAUAGAGAGAGACAGCACAGAAGGCUACUGGUAGAAGACCUCAAUAUCAAGCAUAAAAAAGAACUGGACAUACUGAAACAAGAUCACCGGAAGGAAAUUGAAAGCAUAUUAUCUGAUUUCAGCAGCGCUCAGGCACAUCUCCAAGCAAACAUUUUCUCCUUAGAAACUGAACUUAAAGAAUUAGAAGAAAACUCAAGAAAAUGGGAGUCCAGAUCAGAAGAUGCACACCUUAUAAGCUGUCUGCAAGACAAAUUAAGUGAGAAAGAAGAGAUUAUCAAGCAGCUGUCGGAAGGAGGAAAAUGUCAGCAUUCACUUUUAGCCAACAAUGAAUCUUACAGGAAUCGAUCAUUUUCUUUCAACCCCAAUACAGGAUGCUCGACUCCUUCCAUGAAGAAGAAGAAAAUGGCUGAGGCACCCAGUCGUGUUGUCAGUGUGCCGAAUUUAGCUUCCUACGCAAAGAACUUUUUGAGCUGUGACUUGAGAUCAAAAAGAAGUACUCCUCAAAUAACAAAAUCUACAAGCUUAGACCGGAGUCCUGGCUGCCUCAGGGUGGGCUCUCCAUCAGCACAGUCAUCAGACAGCAGUGCUGCCACAAG
Nestor notabilis (Kea) is the source of this 2456-nucleotide messenger RNA. RefSeq names its product family with sequence similarity 184, member B (gene FAM184B). The annotation marks the transcript as partial. The record is from RefSeq and is a predicted model, not a curated record. NCBI's taxonomy places the organism in Eukaryota, Metazoa, Chordata, Aves, Psittaciformes, Psittacidae. The transcript is spliced from 15 exons.